Messenger RNA from Tremella mesenterica DSM 1558, 1371 nucleotides. RefSeq lists its product as uncharacterized. NCBI's taxonomy places the organism in Eukaryota, Fungi, Basidiomycota, Tremellomycetes, Tremellales, Tremellaceae. Gene Ontology annotation, cellular component: clathrin adaptor complex; cytoplasmic vesicle. Gene Ontology annotation, biological process: intracellular protein transport; endocytosis. The coding region runs from base 1 to 1371 and encodes 456 amino acids. The transcript has 10 exons. The record is from RefSeq and is a predicted model, not a curated record.
AUGUCAAGAAUAGACGGAAUCAUCAUUCUCUCUCCUAAUGGAAAACCCCUCAUCAGUUCACAUUUCUCAUCUCAUCCCCCUUCUUACCCUAACGUACAUAUAGACGCCUAUAACCAUGCGGUUACACGUAAUGGAUCUAUUUCUGGGCAAUUUGGAUCAUCGGAUGAACCCCGGCCGAUAUUGUGGGUAAACACUUUGGUCAGAGGUGGAGGAUUGGGGAAUGCAGGGUUGUGUCAUUUGGAAAGGGAAGGAUUGACCUUUCUCGUUCCUAUUUCGCAGGAAGUGAACCCUUUAUUAGCUUUCACAUUUCUGGAACGAUUUCUAGAAACUUUGAAGGAUUAUUUAGGAGAAGUCACAGAAACCACUUUGAAAGAUAAUUUCGACAUCGUUUAUAUGUUGAUAGAAGAGAUGCUUGACGAAGGUCAUGUAGCCAUGACGGAAUUAGCCAUGUUGAAAGAGAUCGUACUUCCUCCUUCUCUCAUGCGUAAAUUACUUUCAGUCGCUGGUGUUUCAGGAUUACAAACACCUACAACAACUCCUUUAGUCGCUCCUAUACCUUGGAGAAGGACACAUGUACGACAUCCGAAUAAUGAAAUUUACUUCGAUGUGGAGGAGACUUUGGAUGCGAUUGUUGAUCGAAAGGGAAAUGUCCUGUCAUCCUCCGUAUGGGGAAGGAUCAAUGCCAAUUCUCGACUAUCCGGUACACCUGAUCUCCUCUUGACAUUAAUCAAACCAGAUCAAUUGUCAAACUGUUCUUUCCAUCCUUGUAUACGAUAUAAUCGAUGGAACAGAGAUAAAGUCUUAUCGUUCAUUCCACCAGAUGGAAAGUUCAAACUGUUAGAAUAUCAAGCUGCCGAUUUGACAAAAGGGCAAUUACCAUUUCUACUAUCUCCUUCAAUGACAUUGGAAGAGAAUGGUGGCAGAUUCUCCCUCACAAUCAUGUCUCGUCUUAACAACCGUCCACUGGAGAAUCUUAUCAUUUCUAUAAAUUUAGGUGAAGGUGCUAGUUCAGUAUCUGCUACAGCUACCGGUGAUAGAAGACCUAUUGGGCAUGGCGGUUUGGGAAAGAGGGAUGAUAUGUCGGAAGGGAUGGUAGGUGGAGGAGUAUGGGAGUUUGAUCCCAAUACACGGAUCCUUCGAUGGACUAUCUCAUCCCUUACCUCCACGGAGAAACCACCAACUUUGACCGGAUCUUUCGUAACCACCUCCACUCCCAUCCCUUCUCCAUCGUUCGCGAUAUCCUAUGAUAUACCCAACUACGUAUACUCCGGUUUGAAGAUAGAUCAACUACGAGUUCUUGGUGAGAUGUAUAAACCUUUUAAAGGUGUAAGAAUGACAAGUGUUACUGGAAGGGUGGAAGUACGAUAUUGA